UCAAAGGAAAAAUUUCUUCAGUCCAAACGCACUGGAUCCGGAGUGCAUCGAGUAUCAAAUCCGGUUCUUAUUCGAUGCCUUUGGCCAGUACCAGUAGCAGACUCACUGUGCACACCAAUGGAGUCAAACACCUCCAUCGUCAAGCUCCUCUGCUCCUUUUUACUCUGUUUUCUCUACGUCUUUCCGUCCAAUAUACCAGCCAACGCAGCCCCUUCGUUUCCUAAAGAGGCCUUGCCCACUAAAACUGGCUAUCUCCCCGUUAAUUCGACUUCUACUUCCGCUAUUUUCUUUGCCUUCUAUGAGGCCCAAAGUCCCAUUUCAGCUCUUUCUCAAACACCUCUCCUCAUCUGGCUCCAAGGCGGCCCCGGAUGCUCCUCCAUGAUCGGUAACUUCUUUGAGCUCGGUCCCUGGCUUUUGUCUUCUGAUGGGGAAAACCCAACUCUCAAGGCAAAUACCGGUGCUUGGAAUCGUAGGUUUGGUCUACUUUUCCUUGAUAACCCAAUUGGAACAGGGUUUAGUGUUGCUUCUACACCUGGGGAGAUUCCCAGGGACCAGCAUACCGUUGCCAAGCAUCUAUUUGUUGCACUCAAUGCAUUUAUAUCCUUAAACCCGUCGUUCAAGUCUCGUCCAAUUUAUAUCACCGGCGAGAGUUAUGCUGGAAAGUAUGUUCCGGCAAUUGGGUAUUACAUCCUGCAACAGAACUCCCUUCUAUCCCCUUCCCGUCGGUUGAGUUUAAGGGGUGUCGCAAUUGGGAAUGGAUUGACUGAUCCAGUUACUCAAGUCGCCACCCACGCCAUAAACGCAUACUACUCUGGCUUGAUCAAUGAAAAUCAGAAAACCCAGCUCGAGGAAUUUCAAGCUGAAGCUGUGAGACUGACCCAAGAGGGGAACUGGACUGAAGCUACGAACGCACGUAACAGGGUCUUGCGUUGGCUGCAGAAUGUGACAGGGUUAGCUACUCUGUAUGAUUUGAGGAGGAUGAGACCUUAUGAAACCGACGUUAUUAGUGUUUUUCUGCAGAAGGAAGAAGUAAAGAAGGCUUUGGGCGUGGAGACAUCCAUAAUUUGGGAAGAAUGCAGCGACGUUGUUGGGGAUGCAUUGCACAAAGAUGUAAUGAAGAGUGUCAAGUUCAUGGUAGAGGAAUUGGUGAAGAAGAGUAAGGUUUUGUUGUAUCAGGGGCAGUUUGAUUUGAGAGAUGGAGUAGUUUCCACGGAAGCGUGGGUAAAGAAAUUGCAAUGGGAGGGUCUAGAGAGGUUUCUAGUGGCAGAAAGGAAGGUCUGGAAAGUCAACGAGCAGCUUGCUGGGUAUGUUCAGAAAUGGGGGAGCUUGAGCCAAGUUGUUGUUUCAGGGGCUGGGCACCUGGUCCCUGCUGACCAGUCGUUGAGUUCUCAGGCAAUGAUUGAAGACUGGGUCCUGGAGAGGGGUUUGUUUGCAGAUGACGAGGAGAAAUUUCCAAAAUCUAAUUUGAGGAACUUCCUUUGAAUUUUAUCAUGCUUUCCUGCUACCACAACAAAGUAAAUCAUUGGUGAAAGCUUUGUACUUGAUAUUAUUAGUUAAGUUUGCCAUAAUAACAACUAGUAGAAUCUAUUUACAAUA
Molecule: messenger RNA, 1596 nt
Organism: Nelumbo nucifera (sacred lotus)
Lineage: Eukaryota; Viridiplantae; Streptophyta; Magnoliopsida; Proteales; Nelumbonaceae
Product: serine carboxypeptidase-like 50
Biological process (GO): proteolysis
Molecular function (GO): serine-type carboxypeptidase activity
Source: RefSeq, a predicted model, not a curated record